AUUUUAGAUCUCAGUCCAGGACAGCAUGAUAGACGGAAUCCCCAUGGUUGGCUCCCGAUUGACGAACAGCAUCCUUCAUAUCAAUGUUCUAGACGUCAAUGACGAGACUCCUCAAUUCGUUAGCGAAGCUGCUCUGAAUUACUGCUUGUACGAGAACAACCCAGACACUUGGCCCAAUGAUCCAUGCGAAGGGGAGGAUCCGUUAGCCUUUGAAAUAAAGGCUGCAGAUGAAGACUCCUUGCCUAACCUUGUCCUGGAUAUUGAUUGGGAAGAAACUGUGGGACGGAAAGACAACCGAGAAGUCUCUAAAGACCUCUAUAAGGACUGUUUCACGGUCGAAACCUCGAAAUCCCCCAAGGGCCAAGAGGUCACCGGUUAUGUCAAAGAAGUUCCAGAUAGUUGGAUUGACCGCGAAAAAGUGGAUCAAAUCAGUUUGGUGAUCAAGGUGACUGAUCAAUCCCAGAGAGUCGGGAAAAACUUUUCACUCCUCACCAUGAACAUUGAUAUCAUUGACCUUAAUGACUCUCCGCCAGAGUUUGUGAGACCAGACUCCUGGAAGUUCUUCGUGGAUGAACUCGAGGAAGGAUCGCCUUUUCAGCCGGAAGAGCAAUUCUUGCUUCAAAGGAUCUUGAUUUCGGAUCCAGAUAUCGACCAGACGUUUGUUUUCACCAUCAAAGGUGACGAGCAAUCAGAUGGGUUGAUUGACAUCCUGGUGGAGCCCGAUGCCCCCAAUGAGGGAAUUUUGGCCAUUCAUAACAAAAUCGACCGUGAAGCCUUGGGAGACGAAGGGGUUCUCAAGUACAUGCUCACUGUUAACGAUGCCAAUCAGAAUGUUCAGUCCAUUGACAUCAAUGUGACAGUCCGGGAUUUGAAUGAUUGCACCCCAGUUUUUGACCAAGAGGAAUACACUUUCCACAUGCAAGAAGGAGAAAGCGAGGAGGGAAAAACGUUUCAAGUCCACGCAACAGAUGGCGACACCACGGAUCCUUUCAAGACGGUGUUCUAUCCAAAUUUGAGGCCCGAUUACGUCCCCUUUGAGAUUAAUAGGAAGACUGGGGAGAUCUCAAUCAGGUGUCCAGAGGACUUCGUAGGCAAUGAAAGCGGCAACGACGAUUGCAUCGACUUUGAGAUUCAAAAGAGCUUCCAAUUCACGGCAUACGCUUCAGACAAUGAAGGCGGCGUUAGUAAUACCGGGUCCGUGUAUGUGACCGUAAACAUCCGCGAUGACAACGACAACCCACCCAUAAUUGACUCGAAUGCCUCGAAGGUUGUCAAGCCCAAUGAUCUGAAUCCGGCGCAACCUUUGUUUAACUACGUAGCCACUGACGCGGAUUCCGAAUCAAAUGGAAAGGUCCGUUUUUCGGUGGGUUCUUAUGAGGGCGAUGAUUUCCCAUUUGAAGUGGAUCCAAGUGGAGAGUUGACGGCCACCAAGCGACUUGACAACCCUCAAGUCAACAAGGUGUUCAAGUUCAAACUGGUGAUCCUGACAUGCAAAAGAUUUUCACCCUCGGUGUGGACACGAAUAAGAUCCAAGUGAUCAGUCCUUUGGACCACGAGACCAAACCGACUUCAUAUAACUUCCUAAUCAUCACCACCAACAAGUGUGUAAACAUGCCCGACCUGGAAGACGUUGAAGUCAAAUCCAGACUCAAUCUGACCGUGAAGGUUGACGAUAUCAAUGAUGUCGUCCCGAGAUUCGAUCGGGAUCCAAUCUUUGAGGGGAUCUUUGUGGAUGACGAUCAAACUUGGAUGAAGACUAUUUCUGUGGUGGAUCCCGACGAGAUGGAUAACACCUUCACUUUUGACAUGGGACCCAUCGCCGUGAGUUCGGACAACACAGGUCUGGAUGUGAUCAAAGAUGGUGCUUUCGAGCUUAAGGCCAGCUCUGGACCAAAUGCUAUGAUUGUGGCCAAGUUUACUCGCCAGGAGAGCAUGAAGGGAUUCUUCAAGUUCAAUCUUACCGUCUCUGACAGUGGAGAAGUUCAUAGCCAUACCGCAGAAGUGAAGGUGGUUAUAAUUGCCCCCGAGAACAAGAUUACUUUGCGGUUUGACAACCAGCCAGAGGAAGUUGAUGCAUUGGAUAAGGAGAUAAAAGCCGUUUUUGAAGAGAACUUUGAAGGCUGGUUGUACACCAAGGAUUCCUCGCGGCCAGACACGUUUGCCACCAAGAACAACACCGCAGGGACCGUGGUUGAAUGCCACUUCUUGGACUCUGAAUUUGAUCCCGUCAAUCAACGAGAGGCCCAAGCGCAAUAUGAACUCGUCUUCCGGGAGCUUACCCUAGGAUUGGCCAACUUUAGUCUGACUCUGAAGAGAGAGAAUGGGUUUGGCACGGGAGAAAUGGGCUUGCCUGAGGAUGAGAGUGGCGCCAGUACCGCCACAAUCGUCCUGAUCAUCGCCACGGCGUUAUUGGCACUCAUUUUGGUGUGUCUGGUCGUGACCUACUUCAUCCGGGUGUCCAACUUGGAGAGGAAGGUCAAGGCGAUGGGCUUCGAUGCGUUUGGCUCUCAGGCUUCCGACUUGAACCGAGCAGGUUACAACUCCAAUGAAGGUCUGCCCAACACCAAUAACUUUGCGAGUAGUGGAGCAAAUCCGAUCUUCAAUAUCGAGGACGACAUUGCUGAUUUUGGUAAUGCACCCUAUCAAACGGACAAUCCCUUGGGCAAAAACAUCCAGAGUGCGUACGCCGACAACGGGCGGGAAUUUGACGCAUCCAGCUUGGGAUCAGGAGAUUCGGUUCUGAUUGGGAUUGAAAACCAAGCCGAGUUCAAGAACUACGAGGGUCAAAGCAGGAACAUCAGUCGGCCUCGAUUCGAUGAUUCGGACACAACGAUGGAUGAUUCGGACUUUGAGUUGUCAGAUCUGGACGAAAGUCCUCGGGAAAAUCGACCUCAUACCAAUCUGUUCAAUCGUCUGGAUUUGAGUGACGCCAUUCCUGCUCCUUCUUUGGAUUUAGGGGGCAGUCCAUUUGGAGGUGGGGGAGGAAACCCCUUGUAUCAUAGUGAUGAUGAAAAUUAGUGCCUUGAAUUAUCCCAUGAUAUUCUUAGAAGUAUUCUGUAAAAUAAAUAGUACCCAAUAAAUAAUUGCUACAGGUUAA
Tigriopus californicus is the source of this 3097-nucleotide messenger RNA. Its product is annotated as cadherin-23-like. Gene Ontology annotation, biological process: cell-cell junction assembly; homophilic cell-cell adhesion; cell morphogenesis. The record is from RefSeq and is a predicted model, not a curated record. Gene Ontology annotation, cellular component: plasma membrane; catenin complex; adherens junction. Lineage: Eukaryota; Metazoa; Arthropoda; Copepoda; Harpacticoida; Harpacticidae. Gene Ontology annotation, molecular function: calcium ion binding; cadherin binding.